GCAUGUGGCGGCUGCGCUGGCAGACGUUAGGCCUCACGGCCGUGAGUGUCGGCUUGGCUCUGGAGAUCCUGGGCUUCCUGGUCGGCUGGCUGAGGCGGCAACGGCGCCGGAGACAUCGGCCCCCGCGGCGGGAGGUGCUGUUCUUCCCCUCGCAGGUGACCUGCACCGAGGCCCUGCUGCAGGCCCAACGGCAGGGAGGCCCUCCGGGGGCGGCGCCGGCGCCGGCGGCCACGGGGCCCGAAGUGCGGAAAUCGCCCGGCCCGGCCGCCGGGGCAGCGGGCUCGGGCGCGGCCACGACGGCUCCGGCCGCGGCGGCGGAGACGGCCCCGAGCUGCCUGUGCCCGCUCCCGCACGGGGAGAGCUCCCUGAGCCGCCUGCUGCAGUACGUGCUGUCGGCCCGCAGCAGCCUCGAGCUCUGCCUGUUCGCCUUCUCCAACCCGCAGCUGGGCCGCGCCGUGCACCUGCUGCACCAGCAGGGCGUCCGCGUGCGCGUGGUUACCGACUGCGACUACAUGGCGCUCAACGGCUCCCAGAUCGGCCGCCUGCGUAAGGCAGGUAUCCAGGUACGUCAUGAUCAAGGUGCUGGCUACAUGCAUCACAAAUUUGCCAUUGUAGAUAAGAAGAUGCUUAUUACUGGCUCUCUCAACUGGACCACACAAGCCAUUCAGAACAAUAGAGAAAAUGUUUUGAUUGUGGAGGAUGAAGAAUAUGUGAGACUUUUCUUGGAAGAAUUUGAACGUAUUUGGGAGGAGUUCAACCCUGUGAACUAUACUUUUUUCCCUCAGAGAAAGUGAAGCAAAGUAAACCAAAGUCUUUCUCUAAUGUUUUCCUUAGGGUUAUAGGUAAAACAACUUACAGUGAGGUCUUUUGGACAAUUUGAAGAUGGACCUCAUAUACUGAAUCUCAUGCUGUAGUAAGUUGUAUUGUGGCAAGGUUUCAUCUAACAUGUUCAUUGCUGUUCUGUAGUAAGAAAAACUUUAAUAGCAUUAAUUUUUUGUAAACAAAGUAGAUACCCAUUGGUUUUUAACAUUUUAAUUCUUAUUUGUUUACAAAAAUCUGUUGAACUAUAUUUCUGUGUUCAGCUGAGAUUUUCCAUCUCCCUUAUGAACAUGCUUCUUUCCAUAUGAUUAGUUAGCUCAGCUCUAAUAAGAGUAUUCAUCCCUGAUUGAGUUGGCAGUCUCUUGAAGGUAUUGACAGGCUUGAGUUGGAAGUAUAAAAAGGAACAAGAAGAGGAGAGGAAAAAGGUACAUAUGGUGGUUGAGUUUCUUCUGGACUGUAGUACUACUUAUCCUUUGCUAGCACAGCAAUCAUUCCAUAUGGUAGAGGAGAGA
Phascolarctos cinereus (koala) is the source of this 1331-nucleotide messenger RNA. It is a transcript of the gene PLD6, whose product is annotated as phospholipase D family member 6. Gene Ontology annotation, cellular component: mitochondrion. The record is from RefSeq and is a predicted model, not a curated record. Gene Ontology annotation, molecular function: RNA endonuclease activity producing 5'-phosphomonoesters, hydrolytic mechanism. Lineage: Eukaryota; Metazoa; Chordata; Mammalia; Diprotodontia; Phascolarctidae. Gene Ontology annotation, biological process: piRNA processing.